This is a messenger RNA of Passer montanus (Eurasian tree sparrow), 6633 nucleotides long. It is a transcript of the gene STON1, whose product is annotated as stonin 1. NCBI's taxonomy places the organism in Eukaryota, Metazoa, Chordata, Aves, Passeriformes, Passeridae. The record is from RefSeq and is a predicted model, not a curated record. Gene Ontology annotation, biological process: synaptic vesicle endocytosis; clathrin-dependent endocytosis; regulation of endocytosis. Gene Ontology annotation, molecular function: clathrin-cargo adaptor activity. The transcript is spliced from 4 exons. Bases 182 to 2389 code for a protein of 735 amino acids. Gene Ontology annotation, cellular component: synaptic vesicle; AP-2 adaptor complex.
CCCGGGGCAGCCGGGCCAGAGCAGCGGGGCACGGGGGGACUCCGUCCGAAGUGGAAUUUUCCCGGUUGUCGAGGCGCAGCCACGAAGUUCUGCCUUGGAACGGGCCGGCGGAUGGGGCUCUUUUGUUUUGGUAUGGCUUGCGGGUGAUGCGUUAUGCAAGUGCCUCAAGUUUUCCUACAAGAUGUGUUCCCCAAAUCCAGCAAACUGGGUCACCUUUGAAGAUGAGCCUCCCUUCCAGUCACCUCAGAAACUGGUUGACAAUCAGAGUAGCACCAAACCAAAUGGCCUUAAGCUCAACCUGUGCAGUGUUCAUGAGUCUUCAAGCAGGUCGUCCUCUACAGGCAGCACUCCGCUCUCAUCUCCUGUAGUUGAUUUCUACCUAAGUCCUGGACCCCCCAGCAACUCUCCACUUACUACACCUACCAGAGACUACCCGGGAAACCCCUGCUUUCCAAAGUCUGGGAUUCAUGUGCUUUACCCGAUCCCUGAAUGGCCAUCAAAUGUUAACCCUUCUCCAUCCCCUGGGAUUUGCUCAUCCCUAGCCUCGCAGAAACCGAGCAGCCUUCCUUUGAGCCCCUCACCUAAUGACUAUCCAGAUAAGACUUUGGUCUCCAAAUCAGCAGAUGAAGGAAGUCCUAACGCACCAGAAAGCUGCGAGGAGCUGGCUCCAGGACACUUCCCAUACUUCCACAGUGACUGUGCUUUCUCCAGUCCUUUUUGGAAGGAAGGGUGCUCCCUCAGCAUGUCACCAGCUAAUGCUAGCAUGCACAGGAAGGACAAAGUGCUUGACAGGAGUGGGUGUCAUCCUAGAGACAAAGAAACAUGUCAUGAUCAGAAAAGCCUUAACCAGGGCUCCUUCAGUUACAUCUGUGAGAGGCUUGAACACCUACAAGCUGACAGCUGUGAGGCUGUGGAAAACCCACCCAUCUCCAGCACCCACACGUGGCACAAGCUCUCCCCCACCAUCCCACGCAGCCUUUUCAGGAGCCAGAAAUCAGAUGGGUGGCCGUUCAUGCUGAGGAUUCCUGAGAAGAAGAACAUGAUGUCAUCUCGGCAGUGGGGCCCCAUUUACCUGAGCGUCCUGGCUGGAGGGGUGUUGCAGAUGUAUUACGAAAAGGGCCUGGAGAAACCUUUCAAGGAAUUCCAGCUGCAGCCGCAGUGCAAGCUGUCCGAACCCAAACUGGAGAGCUACAACGUCUCAGGAAAAAUCCACACUGUGAAGAUCGAGUGCGUGUCUUACACGGAGAAGAGGAGGUACCACCCCAAGGUAGAGGUGAUCCAUGAGCCAGAGGUGGAGCAGAUGUUGAAGCUGGGCACCACCGAUUACAACGACUUCACUGAUUUCCUUGUGACGGUCGAGGAGGAGCUCAUGAAACUUCCUGCUCUUUCCAGACAAAAGAGGAAUUAUGAAGAGCAAGAAAUGACUCUGGAAAUAGUGGAUAACUUUUGGGGGAAAGUCACUAAGGCAGAAGGAAAACUCGUAGAAAGUGCAGUCAUCACACACAUUUACUGCCUGUGUUUUGUGAACGGCGGUGCCGAGUGUUUUCUAACCCUGAACGACCUGGAGCUCCAGAAGAGGGACGAGCGUUACUUUGAGAAGGAGCAGGAGAAGAAGUGGAUCGAUAUUCUCGACUGCCAUUUCCAUAACUGUGUCAAAGCACAGGAAUUUGAGCAGUCACGGAUUAUUAAGUUUACACCCCCGGACGCCUGCAGGCUGGAACUGAUGCGCUUCAGGACACGCUACAAUGGGCAAGACCUUCCCUUUUCUGUGAAGGCUGCAGUGGUGGUUCAGGGGGCAUACAUUGAACUUCAGGCUUUCAUAAACAUGUCCUCAACUGCUCAGAUCCCGACACGUUUACCCUCUGUGAAAUACUGUGAAAAUGUUAUGAUACGCUUUCCUGUUCCCACACAGUGGAUCAAAGCACUUUGGACCAUGAACCUCCAAAGGCAGAAGUCCCUAAAAGCAAAAAUGAAUAGGAGAGCAUGCCUUGGGGCUCUGCAUGAGGUUGAAUCUGAUCCCGUAAUCCAAGUCUCAGUUGGAACAGCAAAAUACGAGAGUGCCUACAGGGCCGUGGUGUGGAAGAUUGACAGGCUUCCAGAUAAAAAUUCAAGUCUGGAUCAUCCACACAGCCUGUCUUACAAACUGGAACUGGGAUCAGACCAGGAGAUACCCUCUGACUGGUACCCGUUUGCUACUGUCCAGUUUGUUGUUCAUGACACGUGUGCCUCAGGAACAGAAGUGAAGUCCCUGGGCAUAGAGAGCGAUCUGCAGCCCCAGAAACACGUGGUUCAGAAAGCUUUUUACAAUUGCCAGGUUGAAAUUGAAAAGAAGUGGAUUAGGCUUGAUGGAGAAGACCCAGAUAAGGCUGGCAACUGCCUAAUGCAAUGAAAGAGGACAGGAGGCACCGUCAUAGGAUAUUAUUAGGGAUCAAUUUACAUAGGAAAUUCUAUUGUUAGGAGAAGCGCAGUGACCCAGAUUAGGGUAAACACUGUCAUUGAAUUUUUUUUAGUGCUUAUGGGUUUGAGUCUGCAGUCAUUGGACUGGCCUGCAUUCAAGUAAACUUCCUGUCAUGGGAGCCCUGGUAUGAGUAAGGUCUCCUUGUCAGAGUAGCAGGAUGUGAGCACUAGACUGACUGAUUCUAAUGUAUUGUUUUCCUUUUGUGUAUUUGUGACUGGGGAAUGAUCUCAUACUCCCUACUGAAACCUAAUGGCACUACUCAAAAGGUUUAUUUCACUUGGACAUGUAAUAUUUAGUAAUAAAAACUUCCAGAGUGCUUAUGAUCUAUCAGCACCUGUGUAAGGUCCAGAAGGACCAAUUAACAUUUUUUAGUGCUGUUUGAAAACUCAAGUCCCUCAUGUUUUGGCUCCCCUUGAUGUAUGUGAGUAGAACAAGUCCAAAUAAUAUUCUCAACAAGAGCCUUAAUUAAUGAGUUGAAAAUUGGGUGAUUUCAUUGGGAAAAAGGGUUCUCUGCAAUAGUACUCUUUAUUCUUCUGUGGCUGCAACUGUUUCAUUCUUCUGUGGCUGCAACUGUUCCCUCCUCAGCACUUUUUAGGUUCACUCAAAGUAAUCUCUUGGGCAGAAAAACCCAUAUGGCAGAUGUGAUUGAAGUCUCUGUGCCAGGUUUAGACAGUUCCUUUUCACUACUGCAGCAAGUGAGAUAAGGGGUGGAUUCUCAGUGAGUGUAAAUCAGUCCAGGGCCAUUUCAUCUGAUGAGGCUUGGAGAAUUUACACCAGAGGAGGUUUCCUUCCACGAGCUGGAUGCUGCUGUUUGCUCUGUGUCUCCUUUAGGAUGCAAGUUUCAGAUGUUGGUAUGGAAACUGCAGGAGCUGUGGCUUUGAGUAACUUUUAAGACAUGCAUGAAAAGGGAGAUGUUUUCAUGCUCCUGGCUCUAAAGGCAUUUUCCAUGGGGAAGUAAUGCAGGAAUGGACUGUCACAAGAGACAUGAAGCUGUGAUGCUUCAUCAGGCAGCCUGAGCUACUAAUCACUAAUGUCAAUGUGUUAAUUGUGUUUUCAACAAACAAUUGGCCUUGAGGGAAAUGUUCUAAUACUUCCCUUCAACCAUUAUUCCCUUUGCCAUUUUCUGCAGGCUGUAAUUCCAGGUCUGAAACAUUUUUAAAAUUUAUCAUACUGUCUGAAACAAUAUGAUAAAUUUUAAAAAUGCUCAUAAUACCCCUUUUUUUUGGCUGCAGUUUUCUUAAAAUUAGCCUUACUUCAAACUAAAAUUAGUGGAGAACAAAAAUAUAGGAUUGCACUGUCUCACUUUAUAUUUUGUACAGCUUGUAACUGUUUAUAUGAACACUGUGUAAAAAUACAGAUAAAUGGUAUUCCCCAAAAGUAGAAAUAUGUGGGAUAUACACAGAGAAAAUUACCAGUCUGAAGAAAUAGAAGACCAUAAUAUGAACCUAGUUCAUCACAAUAAACUUUUCCCCCCAUCCAGAAGCUGAGAAUGAAAUGGGUAAUAGAUUCUAUAGUAAGUCCUGAGGGCAGGUUUUUUAUGGGUAUUGCAUUGCCAAAGCCCCAAAUAGACUAUUAUGGUAUUUGGGCUUCUCUAUAUAUCCCUUUUUAUUAGCAGAUUAUAUUGUUAUAAAUCUAAGCAAGCGUUGGACUACAGUAGUGAUCCAGAUAUGUCUCAGCUGUUGCCUCCUCUGUCUGUGUUUUGACUUGAGAAGCCAUUAGCACCUUCAAGUCAUGUUUGGUAUUUUAUUAAUAUUUAAUUUGGUUUAUAUUCUUCUCAGCUGAACUAAGGGGCACAGCGUUGCCACCAGGGCAAAGUGUUCAUACUUGGUGACAUGGCAAGCUCUGCAGUUUGCUGAAGUCCAUGGUUGUACUACAACUACAAUAUUUAUUAACCUCUUUGCUCAGUGAGGUAGAGACAGCAAAAUAUGCAUUGCAAUCACCUGCAGUUACCUUUGCCUGGGGCUGACUUGUUUUGAUUGGCAUUAAACUGCUAACUCAGUAAACCUGUUAACAGUGGUUGCUCUCCAAAGCCUGUCUUGCCUAGCUGUCCCUAUUUUUCUGUUUUUAAGAAGGAGGAACCUGAAUAUCUCCAUUCCAGCUCUCUUUCAACUUAGGAUCUCCAUUCACAGCACUCACCUCCUGGGCACGGGGUACCUGGUGGUGUUACAGGUCCUGCAGAAGCUGUGGCUGCUGUUGUGCUCUCAGGUUUCUGCUGUGUCUCAGGACGUGUUUAAGGAGCCUGUGUAGUGUUGACCCUUCAAGAUACAAGCUACUGUUUGCAGUGAGUGGCUUAAAUAAUGAAUGACCACCUUACAAGUCACCAUUCCUGCUAGAGAGUUGUAUUAACUCCAGUUGUAUUAAGGUGUUAUGGUGCAAAUGAUCAUUCAGACUUACUGAACUCAGUAACAUAAAAAGGUCAAGCUACAGCUUUGUCUGUGUUGCAAACCCCUGGAUUUUCAUUUGAGGCUUGCAAGACUCAUGAUUAACUUUAAUCAGAAUUGGAUCAGGAUAACAGGGAAUUAACUCCACAGAAAUACUGCUACACUGAAAGAAAGUUACUCUGUUUAAUACAUGGCUUUCAGUUUAAACUUGACAAUUAGUGAAGCCUAAGAUUGAAUAAUUGCCCUGUUCAGUCUCACACUGAUGUUCAUAUGCCUUGAUGUCAGAAUAUUUAAAAAUAGGCUGCAGUUUAAUGAAAGAAAAUUUGGGUUGUCUGACUUUUUUCCCUGCCAUCAAAUUCUAACUUCCCAUUAUAUUGCAACACGCCAAACCAGAAAUAACCAGGCUUCUCCUUUAUUCUGUGUUGUCUUGAGCAUAACUUACUGACCAAAUAUUCUUAACUUUAAGACUCAUUGCUAACAUUUCCCAUGAAUGUUAGCUGCAGUUUUCUUAAAAUUAGCCUUACUACUGUUAAUAUCAGCAGCUGAUACUGAGUAAACAAACGGGCUCUGAAUUCUUUAGAAAUUUCAGCUACAAGUAGUCUAAUUGUAAUUUUGGGAAGGGGAGUGGAGAUGAGGAGCAAUUGCUAUAAUCUGUUGUGAUGCAUAAGCAGUGUCCAGCUAGCAGAAGGACUGGAGCUUUAAAUAACUCAUGAGGUACUGGCAUCAUGUGAGGAGCCAGGUUUCACACGUGUCUGAUCUCUGCUUCCCGCAGCGAGUGCCCGCAGUCACUGAAAUGCUUCCAACUGCCUGGGUCACUUAAGAUGCUGACAUUUCACUAACAUUUACUUCAGGGCAGUGUUUAGAUGUUAUCUGUGUUUCCUUCACAAAGGACCAGCAGGGUUUGGGAGAUUUUAUAUUUAAAACAGAAAUCAAUGAGAACAACUAUUUUUAUAGUGUGUUUGCCUUACUUACAAAGUGUCAUAUUUGCUGAAAACGACAAACUUUAUCUUUGCAUUCAUCUUUGUUGUACUAAUUGUAUUACUCCAGGUAAAUGGUACUUGAUGUAAUUUUGGAUUCAAACACCCAUUGAAGUCAGUGGAAGUCUUUUAACUGAUAAAAUGGGAUCUGCAUCAAAGUCUCUAAUAAUAAAAGAGAGGCAAAAAAGAAGAAGAAGAAAAGAAUAGUGAUAAUCGUCUGUAGAUGUUUUUUUAUGUCAGUAAGUAAAAAACCAGCAAUGCCCACUUACGCCAACCAGAAGAGAGCACAAAGUGUAAGAAAAGAGGUGUUACUGGAUGCCGCAGCUGAAGCUCUGCAGAGAUUGGGAACAAUGGUUCUGUUGCCCCUGGGUAGAAACUCUCAAGAAAUUAGGAUGAUGAUGCACUCCAUUGAGCUUGAUACCAAGCCACCGUCAUCCUUAUGCUCCUUGCUUUGUUUUCCUCCAGAUUCUGUAUUAAUUGUCCAAAAGUAUUUUAUAUCUGAACACAUGUUUUCACAUGUUACUUUUGGUUGUGUUUAUUUUACCUGGCAGACUUCUUUGCUGCGGUGUUGUUGUCCACACUUAUAUUUUCCAUUUAUUUGUCUUUUUGUUACUUAACACAGUAACUAACUGCUGCAGUUAGUAGUUCUUAGCAAUAAUUUUGAUAACUCUGAAGCAGUGCUGUUACUCCUAAUGGAAACUGUAAUUUUAUUUGGGUCUUUUGUCAGUAUAAGUGCAAAGAGAUCAUGCUGAUAAUCUUGUAAUAACAUUUUGUAGAUUGCAUAUUGAUUAAAAAAAUAAAGUUGUAUUUCAAACUA